UCUUGUUCAGAUCAGAUCAGAGUUAUAUUUGAUUCUGGUGCAUACAAUUUCCGUUAGAACAGUUCUUUAGGUUAUGUACCUGUACUACACUGAUUCUGGUGGUAAGAACCGUUGAGGACUGAAAGAACAGGACUAAUCCAGAGACUCAGCACUCAGGAUUCCAGCACUACUGAGAGAACAGGACUAAUCCAGGGACUCAGCUCUCAGGAUUCCAGCACUACUGAGAGAACAGGACUAAUCCAGAGACUCAGCACUCAGGAUUCCUGUUCUCUUGUCAUGGAGUCACAGUGUGUGUGAAGCCUGUCUAACGAAGCAGUGUCCAGUCUGCAGAUGAAACAGCCCAUGUGUAUGUGGUGUGUUUGAGACUCUAAGUAGCAGAGGAAACGUAACUUCACUCUCACAACUGAAGCACUAGACCGUGAGGCAAAAUGGCAACUGGGGGCACAGACAACGGUUUUAAACUGGUCAUCUCCGGUCGUCCUGUGAAGUGUAAUGAGGGUGAUGAUGUCACACUGCCCUGUCACCUCUCUCCUGAAACCAGUGUUGUUGCCAUGGAGAUCAGGUGGUUUAGGUGGACAGACGUUGUUUACCUGUAUAAGAAUGGUGAUGUGAUAGAGGGGAGGGGCUACGAGGGCAGAGUGAGUGUGGACCCCCAGGGGCUGCAGAGAGGAGAUGUGUCUCUCAGACUGAAGGGCUGCACAUGGGGACAUGAUAAAGGAGUGUACACAUGCCAGGUCAUCUGUGAAGGACAGCAGGAGGAGACAAGAGUCGGGUUGGAGAUCAGACGGCCUAAAAGAGAUUGGCAUGAUCCAUUUGAGAAGGACCGUAUGGAGCGUACAUUGCGGAGGGAGAUAACUGUUGACGAAUUGGAGAAAAUUAAUGAAUCUGUCCGGUCUGUGGCUCCCCCUGCAUGGUGGAAGGCAACUGAAGAGCUAAUGAAGAGAAACAGACAAUUGGAGAAGAGCAAGAAGCCAAUAGAGGAGAAACAACUAGAAGAGGGCAAGAAUACACUUCAGGAGGAAGAUGAACAGCUGGAAGAUGAAGACCUGACAACUCAACUGCAGGAAGAAGAGAGGGAGCUGGAGGAGAGAGAUAAACAGCUGGAGGAGAGAGAUAAACAGCUGGAGGAAAGCGACACACAGCUGGAGCUGAAGGAAAUAUAUGGAGAUGAUCCAGAUCUUCCUCGCAUCAGGAGAAGAUGGAGUGCCCAGGAGCCUCUAGACUUUAGAAGAGAUAGUCCUGGCCCAGCCCUUCCAGUGUCUGCUGCUGUGUCUGAGCUGAGGCUGGUGCUGCUGGGAGGGAGCACAUCUGGGAAGAGGGCAGCAGGAGACAUCAUCCUGGGCACAGACACAUCCACAGAGACCCAGCACAGUGAGAAGAGACAGGAGGAGGUGGCUGGGAGGCGGGUGACCGUGGUGGACACUCCUGACUGGUUCUGCAGUGGACUCUCUGAGAAGGACAUGAGAGAGGACGUGGGGCGUUGUGUCCGUCUGUCCGCCCCAGGACCUCACGCCUUCCUCCUGGUGAUGCCAAUGAAGCCAUCUGAAGGGGAGGAGAAGAGGAUGCGGAAGAAAAUGGAGGACAUUUUUUGGGAGGGCUGUUGGGGACACACACUGAUCCUCUUCACCCAUACUGGGAGACUGAGCGAGAAGAGAGUGGAGGAGUUGCUCCAGACAGGGAGCCAGGAGCUCCGACAGCUGGUAGAGAAAUGUGAGAACAGGUAUCACCUACUCAACAUAAAGGACAGGCCUGAUGACACUGAGAUCACACAGCUGCUAGAGAAGAUAGACAAGAUGGUGUCCGGAAACAGAAAGAAAUUCUACAGUAGUGAGACCUACGAGGACGCAGAGAGACAGCGCACAGCCAUAGAGAGAAGGAUAGAGAAGGAAUGGAGGGUACUGAUGGAGAGAAAGGAGAAAGAGAUGAAGAGUGAACAUAAGAAGGAAAUGGAAAGAUCUUUAAACAAGAUGAAGGGAGAAAUACAAGAAAAAGAGUUAAAGAUCAGUGAACUAGAGGGAAGAAUAACAGAGCUGGAGAAAGAACUGAGGAAGGAAAAGGAGGAGAAGAGGAAAGAGCUGGAGAGGCAAGAGGAGAUGGAGGAGAUGACAGAGAGGUAUGAGAGAGAAGCCAGGGAUGAAGCACAGAGAAUCCUCAUGAAGGUCAUUCUGCCUGAAGUACAGGAAGAAUUUAACAGUUUAAAAAAGGACUUCAUCAGGCAGAAGGGCAGAGAAAUUGAAAAUCUACGUCAGGAUAUCAGAGUGAAAGAGAAGAUUAUUAAUGAUCUGAAACAGAGUAGAGGUGUUGGAGAGAAAAGUACAGAGCUAGAGAAGCUCCUGCUAGAACAACGAGAGCUGGAGAGAGAGAACGGGAGGAUGGAGGACAUGCUGUAUGAGAAAGACAGAGAGAUCGAGAGGAUGAGACUGAAACUGAAGGAAUCAGGCAUCAGCACAACAUGA
Molecule: messenger RNA, 2456 nt
Organism: Alosa sapidissima (American shad)
Lineage: Eukaryota; Metazoa; Chordata; Actinopteri; Clupeiformes; Clupeidae
Product: trichohyalin-like
Exons: 13
Coding region: 429-2456 (675 amino acids)
Molecular function (GO): GTP binding
Source: RefSeq, a predicted model, not a curated record